Messenger RNA from Branchiostoma belcheri (Belcher's lancelet), 1593 nucleotides. RefSeq lists its product as uncharacterized. Lineage: Eukaryota; Metazoa; Chordata; Leptocardii; Amphioxiformes; Branchiostomatidae. The record is from RefSeq and is a predicted model, not a curated record. The transcript has a single exon. The coding region runs from base 22 to 849 and encodes 275 amino acids.
UUCAAAGACUGUAUUGUUUUUAUGUUCGUCUACAGUAUAAGUUGCUGUUAUGCGUCAUCAACGUUCAUGGUUGGCCAGGGACGCCUCAACACCACGACUUGCGUCGUCCAUGUGAGAAACUCCGACCCGACACUGCAGCUGACCUUCGCCCAUGACACCCUGGCGCACGCCGCCAUCGCCUGCGGCGGAGGGAUAUCCUUCAUCGUGCUUGUGCUCUGCCUGGUGGCGAGCGUGCGGAACAGGAUGGAACAGAAGCCCGGAAAAUCCAAAAGUGAAGAAUUCGAACCUAAUGCCAUAAACAGCGACACGAAGAUAGAGGGACUACAACCUCAGAGGUGCGGGGUACCCAGAAGGACGACACUGGAUUCUGUCUUUGACGUGAGCCAUAGUUCGUCUGAUCCUCAGACGCCUGCAGAAAGAUCUCGAGGCUACGUGGUUGAACUUGAUGCAGAAGAUCCCAGAGUCGUAGGGCCGUAUCGUGCGGAAGAACGGUACGAGAGGGAAUCGUACGUACACUCCCGUCCAAGUUACGAACACUCCCGUCCAAGUUACGAACACUCCCGUCCAAGUUACGAACACUCCCGUCCAAGUUAUGAACACUCACGUCCAAGUCCCGACAGACGCCAUCACGACGUUUCCUCUUCCCAUCCCAUGUCGACGUUUUCACCACACGAAGACGACCGUCUACGACAAUUCUCCCGUUCUGCGUCACAACCAAGAGAAAGUCAUGGCAGACCGUACGAAACCCAUGACUUCUGGGGGAUGAAUCACUAUGGCAACGAGUGGGAAACGCCACCCUAUCAUAGGGGCAUAAGGAGCGGACCCCCGUCUGAUUUUGAUAUGUACUGACGAUAGUAUUUCAGCUGUGUGAUAUGCUGUGAUUCUCUGUUUUGAAUCAUGAUAUCGUGCUUUCUAGUGAACGAUGCACAAAUACAGAUUAACUACAAAUAAGACAUAAGGCACAGUGCAUAAUCUUACAUUUUAUCAGCAUAUUCAGUUAGUACAAAUUAUAGGUUCAGUCUGGUUGUAACUCCGGCCUGGUCACAGCGAAACUGCUAGCUGUAGAAAAGUUUCCAGACUUUGUGGUUCUAGUGUCGUCACUGUCGGCGGGUCUGGGCAUUCUCCAUUUCUUGUAUUCACAAAUCGUUUAAGACUAUCAUCAUCGUUUAAACCAACUUUAGAACAUCAAUGAUUUAUCAACUUCAGGACAGUAUUGCUAGUUUAUCAGUAGAAAGACGAUGUCGAUAAUUUUUCAGCUUUAAAUCAUGUGUUAUGUAUAAUGUUAUAUGUAUCAUGCGUAUUAUGUGAUUGUAAACCCCGCAUCAAUUCAGUGCUAUGAAAUGCUGUGAUUGCAUGGGUAAUGUUUGACCAAUAAACCAUUUAUUAUUAUUAUCGUUACCAAUGAAAAGGAGAUUGAGCUUUGCUGGACAUGUGUGGAGACUCCCUGAUCUCAGAACCACAAAACAGCUCUAACAUGGAAGCCAGAAGGCACACGCCCGAGAGGGCGGCCUAGAGUCACUUUGCGGAAAACACUACAAAAUGAUGGGGUAAAACUUGGACUUAACUCACUUAAGGAUAUGGCAGUAGUGGCGC